Nicotiana tabacum (common tobacco) is the source of this 1192-nucleotide messenger RNA. Its product is annotated as tetraspanin-2. The record is from RefSeq and is a predicted model, not a curated record. Gene Ontology annotation, cellular component: membrane. Lineage: Eukaryota; Viridiplantae; Streptophyta; Magnoliopsida; Solanales; Solanaceae. Gene Ontology annotation, biological process: auxin-activated signaling pathway.
CUUUUGUGAAUUUAUCAGUGUCCUCGCUCGCUGCUCUCUGGUCACUGCUACUUGUAGAAAGUACGCGUGGCCUCCGCCGCAUUUCCUUCCAGAACUGUCACACACUUCUUACUACACUUUAAUUAACGAACUCCUUUGAAGCUAAACUACAGAGUCUCCAAAUUACAAAAACAAGAAUUAGAAACACUUGUUUUCACUCUCCCCAACCAAUUCACCAGAAGAGGGAAACUAAAAUAUCUCGAGGCCAGCCAUGUCUCUAAGCAACAAUAUUACAGCUUUUUUGAACUUUGUGGCGUUCAUGUGUUCUAUCCCCAUAAUCGCCGCCGGCACGUGGCUUGCUUCUAAGCCAGACAACGAGUGCAUUCACUGGCUCCGUUGGCCCGUUGUUUUCAUGGGUCUCGCCGUUAUGCUAGUUUCUUUAGUUGGUUUUGUCGGUGCUUACUGGAAAAAAGAGGGACUUUUGGGUGUCUACUUGGUGUGUAUGGCCAUUCUUAUCAUCCUUCUCCUUGUCCUCUUAGUUCUUGCCUUUGUUGUCACGCGCCCCAACGGCGCGUAUUUGGUACCCGGUAGGGGUUACAGUGAGUACAGGCUUGCUCGUUUCUCUUCCUGGCUCAGGAAUCAUAUUACAAGUUCUGAUAAUUGGGGGAAGAUAAGGGCUUGUUUGGCUGAUUCUAAUAUUUGUCCUAAGCUUAAUAAUGAGUUUAUUACUGCUGAUCAGUUCUUCGCUGCUCAUCUCUCCCCUAUCCAGUCUGGAUGUUGUAAACCUCCAACAAUAUGUGGAUACCAGUAUAUGAACCCAACGGUCUGGAAUAACCCAACAAACACAAUAGCAGACCCAGAUUGCUCCAUCUGGAACAAUGACCCAAACCAACUGUGCUACAACUGUGAUGCGUGCAAAGCUGGUUUGCUGGGAAAUAUCAGAAAAGAAUGGAGGAAAGUUAAUGUCAUUCUCAUCAUAACUGUGGUGGUUCUCAUUUGGGUAUAUCUCAUUGCCUGCUGUGCAUUCAGAAACGCCCAAACUGAACAACUUUUCCGACGUUACAAACAGGGUUGGGCUUGAUUUUUUUCUUUGUAUAUUGUCUUCUUUGUUCUUAAUGUUAGCUAAUCUGUAUUACUAUAAUGAAUAAUGAAACAAUAAACUUUCUGAAACAUAAAAUAGAAAUAGAAAGUUAGCAACAACAGAAUAUCGAAA